This is a messenger RNA of Sycon ciliatum, 3748 nucleotides long. Its product is annotated as taste receptor type 1 member 1-like. The coding region runs from base 331 to 3249 and encodes 972 amino acids. NCBI's taxonomy places the organism in Eukaryota, Metazoa, Porifera, Calcarea, Leucosolenida, Sycettidae. The transcript has a single exon. Gene Ontology annotation, molecular function: adenylate cyclase inhibiting G protein-coupled glutamate receptor activity. Gene Ontology annotation, biological process: G protein-coupled glutamate receptor signaling pathway; regulation of synaptic transmission, glutamatergic. Gene Ontology annotation, cellular component: plasma membrane. The record is from RefSeq and is a predicted model, not a curated record.
UAUCGAUACAGAUUACUGUAGUGCCGCCUGCAGCGCCUUGCUCGUAUCUCACCCACAAACCGUGCCCACCCUCCUUUCCAUCAUGUUGGCGUCUGUCCCGAACUAAGCCGAAGUAAACCAAUACUGGCAAUAGCGGCCUGCUACUCUUGACCUGUUACAGCGAGCGCCUGUAGGGCUAGGGCCAGAACUGGGCAGUAGGGGUGUGGAGGCGCCCGGAACCGAACGCAUGUAGGGCAUGCACCGUCGACUAGGUAGUUAUCGCGGCAAGACGCGCAGUGCAAGAGUUAUCAUCCGGCAAUUCCCCGGAUCAGCUUGUGGUAGGUAAUCGAAAUGGGCGCAUUUACCGACCCGGAACGAUGUCUGGACGCAUCGGCUGCAGUACGUGUUGUUGCUUGUCUCACCACACUGAUGCCCGUGAUGGUCUUCUGUAGCGUUGCUUGGCCUGGAGCUGUGGGGUCUUCCGCAGAAUCGACAAACCUUUCCGUCAUCGUACAAGGAUCGAUCGACAUCGGCAGAGAAGCGUCGCGGACGUUUCCGUUCUGUCGCAUUCAGAACAAUGCGGAUGGAUCCCGAGCGGAGGCGCUGCGUGUCGGUGGCUUGCUGGAGCUGCACGAAUCUUUCGAUCCGGAGAAGGAAGUUUGUGGCGACCACGGUGGCUGGGCGGCCGUCCAGCAGAGCACCACCUUCCUGUACCUUGUCGCGAACAGCUUUAGAUACUCGCUGAUCGAGGCGCAGGCUUUGGGACCGGAGGUGGUGGAGUUGUACUCCUUGGCUGCGCGGGAAGACGCGAUCGUUGGCGCGUUGGCCUUCGACACAUGCACAUCAAAUAGCUUAGCUGUUCAAGAGGUGCACGUCCUGUCCACGGAUUCAUUGGCGUACAGGAACUUUUCCAUUCGACUGUUAGAGAGGAUUCUCCCGGACGUGCCAAGCGGUUGCCUGCAGGGGACCUCGAAUGAAAGCCCCACACUGUCCUUGUCGGAUAUCGUAGGCAACACACCUCAUCUGAUGGGAGUGACUGGACCCAUGUCAUCAAGCAGUGUCCUGGCAGCAUCACCGUUCCUGACAUCCGUUGAAACUAUGCACACAUCGUACUGGGCCGGUAGCACGCUGUUUGACGAUGUGGCCGAUUUCAGGUACCUGUUUCGCACCAUAGCCUCGGACCGGUUCCAAGUUGAGGCAAUUGCCGAUCUGAUUGAACACUUCCAAUGGACAUACGUAUCACUUGUAGCUGCCGAAGAUCACGUCUACAGCGGACAGGGUUACGACCUGCUCCUGGCCGAGGCUAGUCGACGCGGCACGUUCUGCUUCGACGUGCAGGCACGGUUCAACAAGGGCGCGGAGUUCCGCGCAGACCUGGAACGCAUGGUGAGCGUCUUGAAACGGUCGCGGGCCCGCGUCGUCAUUCUCUUCGCACCGGUGACCGCAGCUAAAGUGUUCCUGGCAGCGUGCGAGCAGGUGAACAUCGACAAUAAGAUAUUCAUCGGCAGUCACGACUGGGUUAAUCGUCUGGAGUAUGCGGAAAACUCGUACCAGGCCACCAUACCGAUUUUAGGCUUUGCGCCGCGAAACGUUGUCUCCAGCACAGCCACCCAAAUCACUGAAGACCUGAAGCGAGCGUUGCAAAAUGUCACAUACCUAAAGGAGGCUUCGGCCAUGGAUCCUUGGCUUCGGACGUACAUUGAACAGCAGCUGAAGUGCAGGAUUGAGGUACAUAUAGAUGUGUGUGAGCUAUCACCCGCGAGCGUGCUCCCAGCCGCUCGUCCCUGUUCGGACGCGGAUUUUAAGCGCUUCAUGCCGCGCCACACGAUGGUGAUCUCGGAGUCGAUAGCAGUGGGAAUGCUGUCGCACAUGAUGUCCGCCUUGCUGGCCAAUUCGGCGGCAGAGUGGCGCAGUGGCCGCCUGCCUGGAUCCACCCAGCAUCUGCAGUCGCUGCGCCAGCUGCGUUUACGCUGCAAGAAUUCCACGUCGCUGUGUAAGGUGUUUGACUCCCGGCAACACACGCCACCUGCCUAUCACGUACAGAAUGUGCAGCGUAUGCCGAGCCGCUUUCAUGACAUUGUUUCAAUAGGAAGCUGGGACGAGACGGCGGGGUUCGAAUGGAGUGCACGUACAGUGAUCGAUUUGAAAUCAUUCGGCUCGUUUCAGCUGUCAGUGGAGAAGCGCACGGAGCGCAAUGAGAGUAUCCCAUCGUCAAAGUGCAGCACGGCCUGUCAGCCAGGCCAGUUCCGUGUUUCCAUUCCCGGCCUGCCCAGGGCAUGCUGCUGGGAGUGCAGACCAUGCGAGAGCUCGGCAUUCUCGAACACUGUCAACGCCGACAGCUGCGAGCAGUGUCCGCUGGGCCACGGCUCGAAUGGCAGUGCAUGUGUGCCGUUCAUCCCACAGCCUCAUGGCGCCAUGCUGGUGAUAUCAAGAGUGUUGACUGCUGCGUCAGGCCUGGGAUUGGCGGCCACCGUACUCACUCUCGUCUACUUCUGGGCGCACCGGCGAGCCGUUCUGGUGCGCACGUCCGACGUCACGCUGAGCACGGUGACGAUGUCAUGCAUGGCUGCGGGGCACGUCAUGGUGCUUACCCUCUCCCUGCUGGAAAUGGACUUGCGGAUAUGCCGGCUUGGCAUUUGGCUGGGAGAACCGAUCAAGGCCAUCAUCGCCGGCACCAUACUCGUGAAAACGAAUCGCUUCAAGACCGUCUUCGAUUCGAUGAAGAUUUUGUCGCGCUAUAAGAGCCGCCGUGUGCUACUCAGCAGCCCAAUCCAGCUGUUGUUUGUUGCAGCGCUAACAUUGGUUAGUGUAUUGUUGGUGGGAGGCUUCAUGAUAGCCGACCCGCCGCUUUUUGUAACGGAACUUGGAACUGAACGCAGUGUGGUGUUCUGUCGCACUAGCACCACUUGGAUUGCCAUAUUGAGCAGCUAUAACUGUCUCCUGCUGCUAGCUGGAAUCGUACUGGCCUUCCUGACCAGGAAACUGCCGGACAAUUACAACGAAUCGCAGCUUCUGUACCUGGCCUCUCUCACUGGCUUUGUGGUGUGGCUUGCUGCGUUCUGCGCGUUCGUCACCAGUAGCGAGGAGUUUGGCCUGCUCAUUCUGGUCGUGUUUCUUGAGAGCCAGGUAUGGGCCUUCUGGGGCUGUCUCUACAUGUCACGCGUCGUGCAGAUGAUCCGCUUCCGCAAGUACAGGGAGCCGCGCAGCACUGCGUCAGUUGCAAACUCAGUAACAGUAAAAACACUGUCCCAGUUGAGUCCACCCCACUAAUGCCACCCCACUAAUGAGUGACCCGCAGUACAGUACGCUGGAGUGCACGUUUGAGAUGCAUUGAUACAGUGCCAGUGAUCGAUGAUGGGACAGCAAUGAACAAUUGCGGUACCACCCAUCCCGUACCGUCCGCGCUGCGUCGAAUGUGAGCCAGGCUUAACGAAACGCCUUGGGAGGUGGCCGUAAAUACACGCCUGGCCACACACUCUCUGAGUUGCACACUUAGCAGUUACAAUUUGGCAGUUACAAUUUGGCACAGAGCUCUCCUUCUCACCCCAACCACCAGCAGUUUGCAAAUGGUGCCUUAUCGAAAAACAUGGCUGUUGGUACAUUUUACAUGUGUAUCUGGCAUAGAGCCUUAGAGGGCUGGUACAUCAGAUAGCCAUACUCGUUUCGUGUAUUACAUGUACAUGCAGAAUUCGAUUAUUUUAUUUUUAUUUCUACAAAUGCCCAUGGUCAAUGUGGAAGGUAAUAAUAUUAUGAUUCAAAUCAGUCCGCA